This is a messenger RNA of Manduca sexta (tobacco hornworm), 4180 nucleotides long. RefSeq names its product protein held out wings (gene how). Gene Ontology annotation, biological process: regulation of mRNA splicing, via spliceosome. Gene Ontology annotation, cellular component: nucleus. Lineage: Eukaryota; Metazoa; Arthropoda; Insecta; Lepidoptera; Sphingidae. The coding region runs from base 219 to 1235 and encodes 338 amino acids. The record is from RefSeq and is a predicted model, not a curated record. The transcript has 7 exons. Gene Ontology annotation, molecular function: mRNA binding.
GAGCGCAAGCGCAGCGCUAUAUUCGCCCACAACUUCACUUCGGUCAACUUCGUCAUUUAGUGGUGAUCGAAACUUCGAUGUGUGUGGAAGUGAAUUUUAACUUUUCUAACACAAUCUCACAAAAAUAACAAUAAUCAAGUAACUAAAGUACAAUUUCUUAUUUGAACGUGUUAGAACAAACUUUUAACGUGUCAUUAGUUAUUUAAAUAGUAUUCAAAAUGUGUGAUAAUAACAAUCCUUCAACGCAAAGUAUAGCGGACUACUUAGCUCAGUUGCUCAAAGACAGGAAGCAACUGGCUGCGUUCCCGAAUGUUUUCAUGCACAUGGAGCGACUUCUGGAUGAAGAAAUAGCAAAAGUACGAGCGAGUUUAUUUCAAAUAAAUGGAGUGAAGAAAGAACCACUUGUACUACCAGAGCCAGAAGGGAUGGUCACCACACUCACAGAAAAAGUAUACGUCCCUGUAAAAGAGCAUCCAGAUUUCAACUUCGUGGGAAGGAUCCUAGGACCCAGAGGUAUGACAGCAAAACAGUUAGAACAAGAGACAGGAUGCAAAAUAAUGGUCAGAGGAAAGGGAUCGAUGAGGGACAAGAAAAAGGAAGAUGCCAACAGGGGUAAACCAAAUUGGGAGCACUUAGCUGAUGAUCUCCAUGUACUGCUCACAGUGGAAGACACUGAGAACCGAGCGAAGAUCAAGCUCGCAAGAGCUGUAGAUGAAGUUAAGCGCCUGCUUGUACCCCAAGCCGAUGGUGAAGAUGAACUCAAGAAGCGCCAGCUGAUGGAGCUCGCCAUCAUAAACGGAACAUACCGCGACUCCAGUUCAAAGGUCUCCGUGCCAGUCAACGGUCAGUGCUUAAUAAUCGAUUUCGCAGCGGACGAAGAAUGGCGGCGCGUCGCGGCGGCGGCAGCGGAGACGCAGCGACUCCUCGCUCCGGGCGGCGGCGUGGCGGGCGUGGGAGGCGUGGCUUUGCGCACCCAAGCGCCUUUGGGAGCUCCCCUCAUUCUAUCGCCACGUAUGUCUGCGCCAGGAGCCCAGGCCGGGCUGCUCAACGGCACCGGAGCUGGUGCUGCGGCCGGCCUGCUGUCUCCAGGGGAGCCGGCACAUCAGCUCAUCUACGCGUCUCCAUACGACUACGCCAACUACGCCGCGCUGACCGCUGCAGCCAACCCGCUACUCACGACGGAGUACGCCGCCGCCGACCAUACGGCGUCCAGAUAUCUGCUAGCUGGCUUUUGACAUUGGCCGCAAUCGCAUCAGCCCACACUAAGAUACGACAGACGCCACGCAUCGUAUCAGCCUCCACAUCAUUAUUACCGUCCUUGAUUUGUAUUUCUUUAUGCGCUUCAGAUAUAUUUCUCAGGACGUCCUCUUUACAGUCAUAAUUAAAGCCAUUAUCAAUACGUAGCAUAAGAUUUAUGUGUUAAUUAAGAUUAGCUAAGCGUCAUACAUUUUUUGUACCUACGAAGUUAUUGUCUUAAUAUUUCGAAUAUUGUUUAUCGUCUACGACUGUUUUGUACAGUUUCACACAAAGUAUAUUUUGUUUUCGUACAGUCAAAGAUAUAUUAUUUAUUUUACGCAGAUAAUUUUAAUAUUUAUACAAAGUAUAAUUAUCGAAUAUUUAUUGAGAAUUCUAUAUUCUAUAUUACCGUUGCCUUGUGUUAGGGUUGAUGGCAGUUGAUAUCGUGAUUGUUUUAAGAUUUAUAGUUAGUAAAUUCUAACAGAAACUGCCGAUAGAACUCUUAUAAGUUACCGAUGUUUCGUAUACAAAGACGUAGAGAUUCGAAUAUUUAUUGACCUGCCUCGUUACUCAUUGUUCACUCAAACGGUUAUAUAAAAAUAUCCCAUCAUCUGUAGUUCUUGUGAUAACCCUUGCUUGUAACAUAACUAAUGUAUUAACAUUUUGUUAAUGUAGUUUCAAAAUGAUUGUCGUUUUCUUUCAAGUCAAAAAUUAUGCAAAUAAUUCAAAAGUGCAUGAGGUUUUUGUCUUUCUUGAAAUUUUAUUUUCCGUUGAGCACUUGUGAAUAACAACUCAGAUUUUGUAUAUUAACAGUAGUUUAUUCUCAAUAACGCAUUGAAUUGCAUCGAUUCAGCGAUUACAAGCAAAAGGGACCAAAUACAAAUUGAAUUACGAAAAACGAAUCACUCACAUGUUUAACUUAUUUAACAUAACUGACUAAAGUAAUAACUUUUUUUAUAAAAAUCGUAACGAAAUAAACUAUGAAACAUUCUUGGCGGUUUAAAAGUUUACGCGUUGUAACAGUAACAUUUCGACACGAUUCAUACGAAGUGUCACUGUUAAUAUGUGUCGAACCUAUUAGUUUAUUAGCCAUAUUAUAUUUAUAAACAUACCAUAGGCUAAGUAUUAUUAUUAUCUUAUAAAGAUUUUUAGUUAGGUUAGAAAAGAGUGAGCUUUAUGAAAAUAUUAUACACCCGUAUAUUAUUGCUUAGAUUUAUUUUAAAACAGUUAACACUGUAGAGUCAAAUUUUAUUUAAAGUGAAAUUAUUAAGCCAGCCAUCAACUGUACCUUUGAGGGCCGCGCGUCGCCCGACUUUAAAAUAUUUUAUUUUGUUAUUUUUCCAAAGCAAUAUAAUAGAUAUUAGAUUAUCUAUAGGUCUAAGCAUAAUAAUAGAAGUUAGUGUUACUGCCAAAAACAAAUUAUAUAUUAGUAUUAUGGACUCGAAAUUAGCGAGUAUUUGGCAGUGACGACUAGGCACUUGCGUUUGUUUAGAGGUAGGAAACGAAAACUUAUCUAUUUAUCUUCACGAAUGAGAUUAAACUUUCUUUCAGCAUUUAUAGAUCGGGCACCCAGUAAGCGUGUCGAAUCAUGUACGCCACGCCACGAAUCAGCUAAAUCACUAAUAUUGUUGCCAGGAUUCAUUUACAAAAUUGCGGAAUUAAAUUUAAAAAAAUAUCGGAUAGGUAAUCUAAACUGAGUAGUUAAAAUUCUACGUCCGUAGUCACGUUAAACUACUUUAUGUGGAACGAUACGAAAUAUUAUAGUAACUUCAUUGGUUAUUGCAUAUUUUAUUCAAUAUAGGCACAUUUGUAAUCAUUAUUUAGAAUUAAUUGGUAAUUCGUCGUCCCACUAUCGGGACGCUUGGCAACAAUGAUGACAAGUGAAUUUCUCUCUUGUAGAAGGUUUGGGUGCACCAGUGUCGGAGGAAGCUUUUAAUAGUGAGACACAGAUGUUAAAUGUGAGUGUGCCGCUAGGUGUGGUGAGACGGGCGAGCCGCGUGGCGGUCAGGGAGCACCCCUACCAGCGCACCGCCUUACCGGCGCCUUAACUCCCGCCAUUACGCCAUUACGCUCUCACGCCGCCAUUUUGUUUACAAGGUGAGGAGCGCGCGCACGCAUGUCGGCCGAUAUGUUUGCUUGCAUCCCACACGCGUAUUGUGUUGCACAUACGUUCGGAAUGUGGAGCUUUUUUAUUAUGUACGAUGUUAUUUUUGAUGCGUCUGAAUUAUUUGACAUUCAAAAUGACCGUUUUAUUAUUGCCCACGUGAAAUAUAACAUCAUUAUUCUCUUCAACUGAAUGCACUUUUAUAAAUAAACGUAGUAACGAAAGAUCCACGUUCCAACUGUAUUUUCCGUCAGUUCUUCCAGCAAUCAUAUACGUCCCGGUAUGCGUGGGUGCCUUUGCUUUACUGUCUCUCUGUGUCACUAUUUUUGUUUAUUUAUUAUAUGGUGUACUUAUUAGUUACGUGAACAUGUAUGAAGAUGAGAUGCUCUAUCACUCUUCAUGCCGGAUCUGAAGGGACACUGCAUAAUUUGAAAACUGUGAUUUUUAUAUUUCUUUUUUUUUUAUAGAUUUAUUAUUAGAUCUGUUACAUGUUGUGAUGCGAGGCAUUAUUAUAGAAACAGAAUACGCUUUGUAUUAUCUUUUAAUAAAACAAUUUCGUAUAUCAGCGUUACCAAAUUAUAAUGAUUUUUGUUUUUGUUUUGGAUGCUGUUGUUGCAAAUGUAAUCACAACAUGUGUCUUCGAACAAUCGUAAUAUUCUCGGGUAUCGUUACGUAUAUACUUGAGGGAAGAAGGAUUAAAUUCCGAUAUCUAUGUUAUUACUAAAUUUAGUUUUGCAUUCAGUUUGGCGCGUUAGUCGAUACUGCCAAUAGGCUCCACGGAGGUGCUAUUGCCGGGUUGUGAAAUCCUUCUUUCCUGAAUCUCGCCCAGUAUUAGUCAAA